Pecten maximus is the source of this 1771-nucleotide messenger RNA. RefSeq lists its product as uncharacterized. The record is from RefSeq and is a predicted model, not a curated record. NCBI's taxonomy places the organism in Eukaryota, Metazoa, Mollusca, Bivalvia, Pectinida, Pectinidae. Bases 289 to 1698 code for a protein of 469 amino acids. The transcript has 4 exons. Gene Ontology annotation, molecular function: zinc ion binding.
GGUUACGAUUACCGACAUGUGGCUGUGUAUUAAAUUGGACAUGAAGAGACCACCAGCUGAAAAGACGCUGUCAUACUUAGAACAUUGCACAGUCAGUUGGUAAGGGACAUCUCUGACUCUGACCACUUCCGUAGUAUAUGCGAGCCCCUGUCUGUUUGAUGACAUCAUUCUCGGAAACUGAGCACUCUUCUUGGAAAAGAAUUCAAUAGACCUAGUGUACACACCAGAGGAUAUGCCACAGCCGCCGCCUUCCCAUCCUUACUAAUCUAAUAUCCUCAAAUUUAUCUAAUGGCUUCACGAAAAUCUAUUGCCCGGUCACAGUUACCCGUCCGAGUUAAAGGAGAUGCAAAAUGUAAAGAUCACAAAAACAAUGACGUUGUUGUUCUGUGCCAGGAUUGCAACGCUCUCAUUUGUGUAACAUGCUCAAUAACAGCUCAUAAGUCACAUAUAGACAGUUUUAUUGAAAUGUCUAAAAUCAAACCACGAAACCAAAAUAUUAUUAGGAACUUUAUCAAUGAGACAGACAACGUAAAAAUUCCGAAACUGAACCAGGAAAUUGUAUCAUCUCGAACAAAAUUAUCUUCAUGUAAACCUCUAUACCAAACACUUCGCGAAAACAUCAUCGAUAAUAAUAAGGAAUGCAAGUUACUCUCAGAUAAAAUUACAAAGGAUUAUUUAUCUCUUUGUGACGAAAUUGAGGUCACGGACACCGACUUAAUUCAGACACACAUCACAAACCUUGAGGAGAGGCUGGAUACUUUGAGGGAACUCUCAUUAGAGUACAAACCGACUCUCCAGACAGGAAGUGCUGUACUCGUGUACGACUCGGUAUCAGAAAUCCGAGAAAUGGAUUCAGACAUCCCACCGACACCUAACAUAGACAUCACAGCGUUUGCUCCGGGUCAAGAACGAUACAGUCACUUGAAACAAGCCAUGGGAAAUAUGAACAUUCCAAUUAGCCAUCUCCAGGAAAGAUCAGCAAACAUCGGUCACUCUGACCAAAGUCCAGCUGAAACGGAUUCCGACAUCGCACCAACAUCUAACAUAGACCUGACAGCGAUUGUUCCCGGUAAGGACAGACAAAGUCUCCUGAGGCAUGCCGUGGCGAACAUGAACAUUCCUCCUUGCCACCCCAGGGCAGAAUCAGUAACUUGUCACUCCGAAAAAAGUCCAAUUAUCCGACCAAAACAGUCAAAAGGGAAUGGUCAAGCGUCUACUGGAGCAGACCAGUACAAAUUUCGUGACCGUCCAACCGUCAUGUCCCUGUUCUCAUACCCGGAUAGCAUCACAGCGAUGUGUCCUACAUAUGAUGGACGUGCAUGGCUGUGUGACUUCAACACCAACACGGUUAUGCUCAUCAACAACAAAGGUCAGGUCAUACAAACAAUACAACACAACAGUAACAUCGAUAACAUCGGUCUGGACCCCACCACAGGUCGUCUGUGGUUCUGUUGUAGGGAUAAGAGGAGUAUUUGUGAUGUACCUACAUCUUCUACCCCCCGUCACAAGGUUCAUUACAAAGGAUUACCCAGUCAGUCUGUGUUUGACAACGGGGGGUCGGUUUACUCGGGUAGUGGUUGGUACAGGGGGUACACAGGGGUACAAGGUAGUGAUGUACACAGAAGACGGCCAGGUGUUACAUACAGCCAUUGUGGAGGGGUCAGUACAGUCCAUUACACAAUGUGGUGUUACAGGUAACAUAGCCGUAGUGAGUGGUAAACAUAUAAUUGUGUACAACGCAACUCUUCAGCCCCUGAUCCACUACCGGGGG